AUGGUGUACAAUCCCGUGGAUGCUGGGUUGAAUUGGGUCACUGACCGGUUUGGAAUCGAUGCGUUCACUCUACGGUUUGCGCUGUGCUUGUUGGGUUCGUACCCGUUGAACGCAGUGUUGAAGAGGCUGCCGGAGAAUCGGAGGUCGCUGAAGUGCUACUACAUCAUUGGCAUUUCGAUGCUGUACCUGUUCGGGGUCUUGAACCUUGCGUCCGGGUUCAGGACUCUGCUGAUCAGCGCCAUGUUCACUUACUGGAGUGCAAGGUUCUACCACUCGAGUUUCAUGCCGUACUUGAACUUCGUGUUUGUGAUGGGCCACUUGUCCUGGAACCAUAUCGGUGCGCAAUUCUUUGUGACACAGUCCCCUCGAGACGCAGCAAAUGCGAUCGAUAUCACCAGUGCGCAGAUGGUUCUAGCGAUGAAACUGACAUCUUUCGCAUGGUCCGUUCAUGACGGGAUGUAUUUGGGGAAGGCCGAUUUUGAACAGUUGACUGAGUAUCAGAAGUCUAGGGCCGUGAAGAGAUUCCCAAGUCUAUUGCAGUUCAUGGCCUACGUGUUCUUCUACCCUACUCUGUUGACGGGUCCAAGUUUCGAUUACUCGGACUUUGAUUCAUGGUUGAACUGUGAGAUGUUUAAGGACUUGCCAGAGUCCGAGAAGACAGACAGAAGGUACCAUCCAGGUAAGAAGAGGGCAAUCCCAAAGAACGGUCAUUUGGCCUUCUGGAAAGUCACCCAGGGGAUUUUCUGGAUCGUGUUUAGAGGUUACCUGUCCCGAUUCAUCAACGUCGAUUUCAUGCUCGACAAGGUUUGGUUCAUGUCGAAAUCGUUCGUGUACAGGAUACACUACAUGUUUCUCUUGGGGCUUGUGGCACGUAUGAAAUACUACGCGGCAUGGACGAUCGCAGAGGGAGCUUGUAUCCUUUGCGGGUUAGGUUACAAUGGCUACGACGCAAAGACCAAAAAGAUCAAGUGGAACCGUGUCCAGAAUAUUGACAUCUGGAACGUCGAAAUGGCUCAAAGCACAAGACAGUGUCUCGAGGCAUGGAACAUGAACACCAACAAGUGGCUAAAGUACUACGUUUACCUGCGUGUCACCAAGAAGGGGAAGAAACCAGGGUUCAGGUCCACUUUGUUCACUUUCACGACAAGUGCAUUCUGGCACGGUGUCAACCCUGGUUACUACUUGACUUUUGGCACUGGAGCUCUGUAUCAGACUUGUGGGAAAUUCUACAGACGUAACUUCAGACCCAUGUUUUUGAAAGCCGAUGGUAAGACCCCCACGAGGGCCAAGUGGAUCUACGAUUUGCUCGGUUCAUACGUCAUUAAGUUGUCCUUCGGGUAUUUGGUGCAGCCGUUCCUGGUGUUAGGGUUCAGGGACUCGAUCCAAGCUUGGAAAUCCGUCUACUUCUACGGCCACAUUAUAGUGGCCGUGUCCUUCUUCUUGUUCAGAGGACCCUGUGCGAAAAGUGUCGUUGCCUGGUGCAAAUCCAUGCAGCCAGCGGCUGUUGCGCAGAGUAAGCAAAGUAAAGUGGAGAGCGAUAUUGCCGUUAACGCUGGAUCGUUGGGUUCAGUGAUCAAGGAAAAGAUGGAGCACGAGAACAGGGGGGCCACCCCCAACAACGCAGAGGAUAAAAGUAUGACCUACGGUAUCCCAAGCAUCAAUUUCGACGAGCUGGAAAACGCCAAAGAGGACUGGAACGAGUUCUUGGGCGAGUACAACACCUGGAAGGAACGGAAAGGGUUUGAAGUCGAGGAGGCUAACUUACUACAAGCGUUCGAGGACUUCAAGACGGAGAUAAAGAACGUUGCGCAGGAUAACAAUGCGAGGAGAAUGAGCUUCAGUAGUUACUCCCCAAAGCCAAUAGAAUCUCACGAUAACGAUAAGAAGAAUGAGUAG
Messenger RNA from Huiozyma naganishii CBS 8797, 1896 nucleotides. It is a transcript of the gene ALE1, whose product is annotated as lysophospholipid acyltransferase. The record is from RefSeq and is a predicted model, not a curated record. Bases 1 to 1896 code for a protein of 631 amino acids. Gene Ontology annotation, molecular function: 1-acylglycerol-3-phosphate O-acyltransferase activity; 1-acylglycerophosphocholine O-acyltransferase activity. Gene Ontology annotation, biological process: lipid modification; glycerophospholipid biosynthetic process. The transcript has a single exon. NCBI's taxonomy places the organism in Eukaryota, Fungi, Ascomycota, Saccharomycetes, Saccharomycetales, Saccharomycetaceae. Gene Ontology annotation, cellular component: membrane; endoplasmic reticulum.